CAACCAUGCUUCUCAUUAUUGAAUACUGAGGCUGGUGAACAUGAGACUACUGGAGCAUAACAUGGUUUGCCUUGGUUGUGGAAAAUCGGUUCGAAAAAUAAGACACCAUUAUGUCAGUAUAGACUCUCUAUUGCUGACUGGCCUAAUAUCACAAAAUACUAUUAAUGUGCCCUCAAGAAACAACUAUGUUUGUCAUGUGUGCUGGAUGCGGGCAAAUAGACAGGCAGUGCAGGACUUAUCACGAAACUUGCAGGUAUUGGGUUCGGACAAUCAACGCAGCAGCCCCUUAUGUUCAAGUAGUUAGCCCACCAGAGCCACCACCAUUACCGCCUGUUUUAACCGGGACGUUUCAAAGGGAAAGUACUACCAUAUUAUUACCCAAUUAUACAGA
Molecule: messenger RNA, 391 nt
Organism: Spodoptera exigua (beet armyworm)
Lineage: Eukaryota; Metazoa; Arthropoda; Insecta; Lepidoptera; Noctuidae
Source: the annotation of a GenBank genome assembly